Messenger RNA from Solanum tuberosum (potato), 1350 nucleotides. RefSeq lists its product as uncharacterized. The record is from RefSeq and is a predicted model, not a curated record. The coding region runs from base 1 to 1350 and encodes 449 amino acids. Lineage: Eukaryota; Viridiplantae; Streptophyta; Magnoliopsida; Solanales; Solanaceae. The transcript is spliced from 5 exons.
AUGGAUGAACCCAUUGAUGAUGGUUUAUUGCAAGAGCAUCAUGAAAUCCAAAUAGAAUCCACAGACGAUGAAUAUGAAAGCGAGGAAACUGAGGAGGAUGAGGACGAAGACGAAGACGAGGAGUUUGAAGAAGACAUAGAUAGUAUGGCUCGAGGCAGAGGUCGUGGCAAGUCCUUAGGUAGGAGUAAUCUUGCUAUUCACGUAAGCAUGCCAACUAUUCCAAUGCCCACUAUAGUUUCUCCUAACCAAGGUGGUACCCCAAUCAUUGACGCAUCAGCUCAAAUUAACACCCCAACCAUAUCUGAGACACCUCCAGUUACACAAAAUCAGAGUAAUCCAAUAGCUCAGGAUCUGUCUACUCAGAGCAUCCCAACAUGUCAUGGCAACCCAACUGCUGAAGGUGAUAUAUCCACUCAAAGCAACCCAACUGCUGAAGGUGGUAUAUCCACUCAAAGCAACCCAACAGGUCAUAGAAACACAAUUGCUGAAGGUGAUUCUAGUAGUAGCCACACACGGACCCAUAUUUUUCUAACUUCUGCAGGGUUGGAACCUUCUAUAACAUGCUCUAGUUUCAUAACCAAGUCUUUUAGAUAUGAAGUUGAUCCCAAUGGAAUCAAUUGGAGAAGUGUUUCAAAUGAUGUAAAAGAUGGUUAUUUUGGAGAAUUCAAGAAAAAAUUCUAUUGGGAUGUUUCCAUUAGUGAAAGUGAAGUGAAGAGACACUGGUUGGCUAAGGCAGCAAUAAAAUACAAGAAUUUCAUUUCUAAAAUAAAAGGGGGAGGAAUUAGGCCAGGUUAUGUACCUGAGCAUGUGUGGGAAAAAUGGAUGCAACUUUGGGGAACUGAUGAGUCUAUUAAAAAGUCAGAAACAAAUUCAAAGAAUCGUCGUGGUGGCCAUGAAGUUGCUGCUGGGACUCACACGGGUGGCUCUAUUUCAAUUGGAGAAUAUCGCAAGAGACUUGAAACAUAUGAAGAGAUCUUACAGGAAAAAACGGCAUCUCAAUCUGAUAUUGAUCAAUCUGAAGCAUAUUACCAAGCUGCGGGCGGAGAAAAGAAGAGAAGAAUAUACGGUCUUGGAUCUGAAGCGAAAAAUUACUACAAGCAUAAGCUUUGUGGCUCAUCAUCUGUACGACCUUCAGUUUCUCAAUCAGCAUCAACAACAAAUAUGGAUGAAUUUGUAAAGGAAAUGCUUCCUGCACUUACUAAUCAUUUUCUUCCUGUUAUUAUGGAGCGGGUACAAGAAAUGAUUACUCCCGUUGACAAUCCGUCACCUUUGACCCCCAUAGUGCCUCCUCCUGCUACUACUAAUGAGGUUGAUCCCUUAGUUUCAAGUGACGACGAUUCUAUCCCAUAG